UUUUUAAUUUUUUAUAGUGGCAACAAUUUAUCAAUCCAUUGAUUCGGCGACGCCGCUGUCAAACAUUACGAGUUACGACGAAGACAGUCGAAAUCAUUAAUAUAUCCAAAAUAAAAAUAGUUUCGCGUGUAAAAUAUGAAGAAGCAUCAGACUAGGCAAAAAACUCUUAAUGAUCCUAUAAUUGUGUCACGAGUGAAGAAUUAUUUGGCAGAAAAUGUGGAUAAAACGUUCGUCGAUGUCAGCCAAAUGGCGCGUUCUCUAAAAGAGCGAUAUCGUGAAUACAGCAAUAGAAGCGAUAACGCAUUCUGUCAGAUGGUCGAAAGUGCUUACAAGGUGGUUUUACAGAGUUACGGUUUGGACGGCGCGACAACUUCAGAAGGUUCGGAAGAGGAAUCUGACAUAGAAUUAUUAGAUGAAAACAACAGUGCACUCAACAAUCGGUUAUUAGCGAUGUACAAGAUGCAAGAUAAAAAACGACCGGCGACCUCCCGCAGAGCUACAGAUAAAUCGGGCGAGCCUAUUGACAUUCUGAGCAGUGAUGAAGACGGCAGCGCGGCACCAAAAUUACCAAAAAUCAGCGAUCAAAUUACUAUAACCCCUCAUAUAAAUUUGACAAACGCUACGCGUAAUACUAAUACGUCGGCAGAAAGUACUAAUAAACAGACAAAUACACAGCAUCCUGUUGAAAAAAAACGAAAGGCUGACACUAAUAAAAAUCCUAUAACAAAAAAGAAAUUUGAAAUAGGUGAAGCUAAAAAUGUUAAGGUUAGUUUUGAGGACAUUGGCGGGUUGUCAGAUAUAAUAACACAAAUUUGUGACUUGAUAUUGCACAUGAAACAUCCAGAAGUGUACAAAGAACUGGGUAUAAAGGCUCCUAGAGGGGCUUUAUUACAUGGACCACCGGGCACAGGGAAAACAUUGUUAGCACAUGCUAUAGCUGGUAAGCUUCAGUUGCCACUUAUUGCAGUCACUGGCACUGAGUUAGUUGGGGGUGUAUCCGGAGAGUCAGAGGAGCGGAUACGUGAACUAUUUGAGCGGGCAGUGUCUGUAGCACCAUGCAUCUUAUUUAUUGAUGAAAUAGACGCAGUGUGUGGUAAUAGGAUACAUGCCCAAAAAGACAUGGAGAAGCGUAUGGUAGCACAAUUACUGGCAAGCUUGGAUAGUCUUAGUGAAAAUAAUACCUCUAUACUAAUACUUGCUGCUACAAACAAUCCUGAUGCAUUAGAUCCCGCUUUAAGAAGGGCAGGUCGCCUUGAACAAGAAAUAACCUUAGGUAUCCCAAGCUUAAAAGCGAGGAAGGAAAUUUUAGAGAUUUUAUGUAAAAAUUUAGCUUUGUAUGAGGAUGUGAAUAUGAAUGUUCUGGCUCAAAUUACUCCAGGUUUUGUUGGAGCUGAUAUACAAGCUCUUGUAAAUAAAGCUAGCACAUAUGCAAUUAAAAGAAUUUUCAAAGAAAUUCAAAAUAAGACAAAGUUGCAACCUGCGAUUAUUCCUCAGGAAGAAGUUGAACCAAAAGAUAAUGUCAAUAAAAUUCCAAAUGGAGACCAAGGUAAUGAAGAGCCCGUGCAGAAUGAAGAAAAGAAUGGGGAUAGUCCCCAAGAAGGAGAAACUGUACAAAAGGAUGAAUCAGAAGUACCAUUAGUAGAAAACCCUCCUGAACCUGUAAAUGUCUUUGAAACGAGUCCUGAUGCUGUUGAUGAAAAGGAAGUCCCUAAUAAUCCAUUAAAUGAUGUUUUGAGUCUACUUGAAAAUAGCAUGCCUUACACUCAUGAACAAUUGACAGGACUUUCUAUAAGACAUGAAGACUUUACAAGAGCCUUGAAAACAACAAAACCUUGUGCCGUCCGGGAAGGUAUAGUCACUGUACCAGAUGUGACAUGGGAUGAUGUUGGCUCUUUAAAUCAAGUUCGCAAGGAUUUGCAGAUGGCAGUUUUAGCACCAGUAAAGUAUCCUGAGCAAUUGAAGAAGCUUGGCUUGCAAGCUCCCAGUGGUGUUCUGCUUUGUGGGCCACCUGGUUGUGGUAAAACAUUACUGGCUAAAGCUGUUGCAAAUGAAGCCGGAGUGAACUUUAUAUCAGUUAAAGGACCAGAAUUAUUAAACAUGUAUGUAGGUGAGAGUGAAAGGGCAGUACGGACGUGUUUCAGACGUGCGAGAAAUUCGGCACCGUGCGUUAUAUUCUUCGACGAGUUUGACGCGUUAUGCCCUAGACGUACGUCACAGGAUCACAAUGGAGCUGCAAGAGUUGUAAAUCAGCUGUUGACAGAAAUGGAUGGUAUUGAAAGCCGUGAAGGUGUGUUCGUUCUGGCGGCGUCAAAUCGACCAGAUAUCAUAGACCCUGCGGUACUUCGACCAGGGCGUUUGGACCGCGUUAUGUACGUUGGUAUGCCAGCCAGAGAAGAUAGAUAUGAUAUACUACGAAAAUUAACUAAAGAAGGUACUAGACCACGGUUAGCACCUGAUGUACAAAUAUUACAAGUUAUUGCGGAGAUGACAGAAGGUUAUACGGGUGCAGAUCUGUCCGGCUUAGUAAGAUUGGCCGCUACAAAUGCUUUAACAACUCACAUUACAAAUGGUACUUUAGAUCAAGAUAUUUUUGUCACAUUUGAUGAUUUCCAAGCAGCUCUUACUAAAUGUAAACCCUCGGUAUCAGCAAAAGAGCAAAUACAUUACGAAAAACUGAGACUAAAGUAUUCAGGGAUAGAUGAAAAGGAAAUGGAAAUGGAGACGGAGCCAACAAACGAGGAAUCAAUGGAUACAGUGUGAGAAUCAUUCAGUAGUUGGAUUACACAUUCUUAGUUCAUUUCUAUUUAUAUUGAAUCUUACGAUGUAAGCAUAAGUAAUAGUGCCAAGUGUUCAUUUAAGCUAUAUUUUGUUGUUUAGAUCUGUUAAAUUGAAUAUCUUUGAUACAUCUACAUUCCUGAGAGUAGU
Molecule: messenger RNA, 2925 nt
Organism: Papilio machaon (common yellow swallowtail)
Lineage: Eukaryota; Metazoa; Arthropoda; Insecta; Lepidoptera; Papilionidae
Gene: smid
Product: nuclear valosin-containing protein-like
Exons: 1
Coding region: 136-2760 (874 amino acids)
Biological process (GO): ribosome biogenesis
Cellular component (GO): nucleus
Molecular function (GO): ATP binding; ATP hydrolysis activity; RNA binding
Source: RefSeq, a predicted model, not a curated record